Molecule: messenger RNA, 9981 nt
Organism: Siniperca chuatsi (mandarin fish)
Lineage: Eukaryota; Metazoa; Chordata; Actinopteri; Centrarchiformes; Sinipercidae
Product: ras/Rap GTPase-activating protein SynGAP-like
Exons: 22
Coding region: 1462-5433 (1323 amino acids)
Biological process (GO): regulation of GTPase activity
Source: RefSeq, a predicted model, not a curated record
CGUCAUCGUUUCGUUUUAUUUUCGGCUGUUACAAACUCCAGAGAUGGUGUACAGCGACUCGCCUGCCUUUGGAGGCGUUGGUUUCUGUUUCUGUCUAUCUUACGUACUAUCUCCGCCCUCAAGGGAGAGACUUCUCCGUUUACCGAGCACCUUUUUUCACGCACUGCCGUUAGAUCAAAAUUAGGUGUGACGGACUGCAAGAGCGCAAAGGACAACGCUUCAAUUUGGCACCGGACCCCCCCCCUCCUCCUCUCUCUCUCGUUAUGAAUUUCUGGAUUAAGGGGACGUCGUUAUGCCACGCAGGGUGAACUACAGACGCUUUCCAAGAUAAAAUCACCGGAGCUAGAAGCAAAGGAGCACGUCAAAAAAUGUGCAUGAAUCAGAUAAUGCUCAGAUGCCGCUGCACAUUUUCGGGAUUUCGCCUGUAAAUACCUCUGGGAUGUUUAUUUUUAUGCUUUUGUGGUUUUAGUGCGCGCAAUGUGCAGUAGGUUCGUGUGCUGCUCAGAGUUGGCAUAGCCCACCUUGAUAAUUAUCCUCAUUUUAAUAUCAGUAAUCGGCAUGAUUAAUGUGCAGCGUGCUGUACUUGUAACCAUACAGAAUCCGUGUUGUGUCGUGUUUUUAAAUGUAAAUAUAAGUGACAAAUGAAGAACUAAUUGGGUCUGUGGAUCGGUAGACCAAACGCGCUAACAGGAGUUCAUAUUAUUCCCAGAUAAUAAAGCGACGCAGGGGCUGUUUGAAGUCACAUGUGCCCAGAACAAACAAUUAAGAUGACAAAAACCGUCCUCAGAAGAGAUUCUCUUUAUUACCGAGGAAGCUGCAUUGGGAUCACAUCUCAGUUCCUGGAUUGCAAUAGAGUUGGAAGACAGGGAGCAGAGGAAGAAGAGAGGGAGGAGAAGCAGAGGAGAGCUGCUGAGCUGCACAACAGAGCCACUGCUGAUAGACAAGCUUUGGCUUCAGUGAUGGACUGAGCUGAAGGUGUCGGGACCCCUGUGACAGCCAGCUUCACUGCUUCCCUCAAGAGGCCUUCACGCUUGACAAAAGGCAUGCAUGGACACACUGCAGCAUAGGUGAGAACACAAGGAGUUGCCCACGUUUGAACACAACAAAUUGGCCCUAAUGAUUGAAAUACAACUAUCUCUCAAAGAGGACAACACUGGCCUUUCAUUUGGAAACCGUCUCUCAGGUCUGCAUAAACUGAUUUUACCUUUGUCCCAAAAAGCAAGUAAACCUGGAACCUCAGCCCCUUCCCAAGUGCCCUGGAAACCCACCGGAUUCAGUCCGCAACCACAGAUGUAACUAAGCUGUCAGGAUUUCGUCACCAGGAAGUCCUGUGUUUUUGGGUGUCUUUCUGAGCCUUUUUUUUUAAAGGUGAUGCACUGCAGGCCGAAUGACCUCUGACGACACAGUGAUGAGUUCAGUGAAAGUGGGACAUCAGCACACAGCGAACAAGGAAUAGAAAACAUGGGGAUUAAAGCACUGAUGUGUCGCUGCAUGGACACAUCUUCAAAGACGUGGCUGCCGCAUCAGAGUCAGUUUGGGUUGGUUGGUCAAGCAGAGGUUUGCUGUGGCGGACCUGGAGUUUUAACCCCAAACCAAUCUCGCAGGGCAAGUUUUGCCUCUGUAAGACAGUCAAGCAUGGAGACCCCUCCCAAUGCCACCCCACAGCCCUUCAGACAGCCGAGUUUUCUCAAUCGAAGGUUGAAGGGUUCCAUCAAGAGGGCCAAAAGUCAGCCCAAACUGGACCGAACCAGCAGCUUCAGACAAAUGAUUUUGCCCCGGUUUCGUAGUGCUGACCAAGAGAGGACACGAUUGAUGCAGAGCUUCAAAGAAUCCCACUCCCAUGAAUCCCUACUUUCUCCUAGCAGUGCAGCGGAGGCUUUGGACCUAGUUUUGGAUGAAGAUGCCAUAAUUAAACCUGUCCACUCUAGCAUUUUAGGACAAGAGUACUGCUUUGAGGUGACCACCAAUUCAGGGACAAAAUGUUUUGCUUGUCGUUCAGCUUCUGAGAGAGACAAGUGGAUUGAAAAUCUGCAACGAGCUGUCAAACCUAACAAGGACAACAGCAGACGAGUGGACAAUGUGCUCAAGUUGUGGAUCAUUGAAGCUCGAGACCUUCCAGCUAAGAAACGCUACUAUUGUGAGCUGUGUCUGGAUGACAUGCUGUACGCACGCACCACCAGCAAACCCCGGACCGACACCGUCUUCUGGGGCGAGCAUUUUGAAUUCAACAAUUUGCCUACCAUUCGUAGCCUUCGUUUGCACCUCUACAAGGAAACUGACAAAAAAAGACGCAAGGAGAAAAGCACAUAUCUUGGCCUUGUCAGCAUCCCCAUCUCCAGCAUCACGGGCCGGCAGUUUGUGGAGCAGUGGUACCCGGUGAUACAGUCCAGUGUCUUGUCCAAAAGCGGCGGUGUUGGAAGUGCCAAAGUGAUCAACGCCUCACUACGUGUCAAGUCUCGCUACCAGACAAUGAACAUCCUCCCGAUGGAGCUGUACAAGGAGUUUGCCGAGUACAUUACCAACAACUACCGAACACUGUGUGCAGUCCUGGAGCCGCUGUUGAGUGUGAAAAGCAAAGAGGAGGUUGCGUUUGCUCUGGUGCACAUCCUUCAAAGCACAGGGAAAACAAAGGAGUUCCUGUCUGACAUGGCGAUGUGUGAGGUGGAUCGAUUCAUGGAUCGUGAGCACUUGAUCUUUCGUGAGAACACGCUAGCUACAAAAGCUGUGGAAGAGUACCUUAAACUGAUAGGUCACAGAUACCUCAAGGAUGCUAUAGGUGACUUCAUUCGAGCCUUAUAUGAGUCUGAGGAGAACUGUGAGGUGGAUCCCAUGCGUGUCCCACCGUCAGUCCUUGCCGACCAUCAAGCCAACCUUCGCAUGUGUUGCGAGCUGUUACUCUGCAAGAUUAUUAACUCUCUUUGCAUAUUUCCCCGGGAGCUAAAGGAAGUUUUCGCCUCGUGGAGAGCCAGAUGUGCUGAGCGUGGAAGAGAGGAUCUCGCCGACAGCCUCAUCAGCUCCUCCCUGUUUCUUCGCUUCAUGUGCCCGGCCAUCAUGUCCCCCUCCCUGUUCAACCUAAUGCAGGAGUACCCCGCCGAACGCACGUCCCGCACACUCACACUCAUAGCCAAGGUGAUGCAGAACCUGGCCAGCUUCAACAAAUUUGGACCCAAGGAAGAGUACAUGUAUUUCAUGAACGAGUUCCUGGAGAUGGAGUGGGGCUCCAUGCAGCAGUUUCUCUAUGAGAUUUCCAACAUGGACACUGGAGGAAAUGCUGGAGGGUUUGAGGGCUACAUUGACUUGGGCAGAGAGUUGUCCAUGCUCCACAGCUUACUGUGGGAAGUCAUGGGCCAGCUUAGCAAGGAUGCCAUUCUCAAACUCGGACCCCUACCACGGCUGCUGAAUGACAUCAGCGUCGCCCUGAGGAACCCGCAGCUCCACAUGCCCACAAAUCAGCAGCCAGACCGACCAAAGGACAGACUCUUCUCGCGACCAUCUUUCAAUCGUCUUAUGUCCUCUGACUUCCAAAGCCUUAUGAUGCGUGACUUAAACAGUUCAAUAGAUAUCUCUCGCCUGCCAUCCCCUACGACUGGAGUCUCAGCUGUAGAAUCCCUCUCAUCUAAUCUGAACAUGAGGCGUCAGGCAGAACGAGACCUCCGCUCGUCGUCGAGGGAAGUGUUCUACGUGACCCGCCCGCCGCUGGCUCGAUCCAGCCCCGCAUACUGCACGAGCAGCUCGGACAUCACUGAACCUGAUCCAAAGGUCCAUAGUGUGAAUAAAAGUGUGUCCAUGAUGGACCUUCAGGACUCCCGUAUGAACAGCAUUUCCAACCUGAACUCUGUGGGAGACAUGCUCACCUCCUCUCAAGCCUCCAUUGCCGGCCUGGGCCACAGCUUCGGGAACCUGUGUGGUCCUCUUCGUAUGGGAGGGCAUAUGCCAGCGGGCUCAUCGGGCUCCGGUUUGAGGCUGAGCCAGAUGGGCCACAUAGGGGGGCCCACCGAAUCCAUCUCUCAACAGCAGCAGCAGGCGGCAGCAGCCAUGCACUUCCCCCUGUCUUUCCAGAACCCGCUAUUCCAUCUGGCCGCCCAGAACUCCCCAGCUCAGUCUCAGUCUCAGCCUCACCCCCCUCCCCUCCUCCUUGCCCCCGAGCCCGAGAAUGGCCACCACGACUAUCAGCCAGCCUUUGCCAACAAUGCUUUCUCUCGCAGCGAGGACUUGUCCGGCCUGCGGUCACAGAGCAGUCUGGUGCAGCCGAGCAUUGUCCACUCACACAGCUACAGUGAUGAUUUCACCCGGCAGAAUCAGAGCAAUGACUACGCCUGGCACCAGCUGUCACUGCAGGUGCAGGAGUCUCUCCAGCAGCAGCACAUGAUGGGAGUUGCAUCUCAGACAACCACUGGGACGGGCACCCCUGCCUCUUUGGCCACACCACCUACUACAGUUCACCAUGCCCGCCAGACAUCCAUCGCCCCGCCCCAACACCUCAAGUCACAGCGGUCCAUUAACACUCCAGCCACCGCCACACCUCCGAAGGUUCGGCCGCAGAGCAGGAACCUCCUCCUCGACUCUUCUGACACAAACUUCAGUGGCAGUCAGCCGAAACAGCGCCAAAUUCAGCAGCCGCCGCAUCAGCAACAACAGCAACAACAUCAACAUCAGCAGCAACAACAUCAACAACAUCAGCAACAACAGCAACAACAUCAGCUGCAACAGCAACAACAUCAGCAGCAACAGCAGACGCAGCAGCAGCAACAACAGGACACACAGCUGUCGGUGACAGACAGUCCAGCUCCCGGACUCCCGUACCAGACGAGUUCUGCCAAAGAGAACCAGGGCCCGUCAGCUGCUGCAGAGGGGUCAACAGACACGCCCACAAAAAGUACCAAGAAGUCUCAACAGUCACAACUGCAGCCACCACAGCAGCAUCUGCUCAAACCAGGCAAUAAACAGGGUUCUCAGUCGACAUUGAACACCCCGGCCCUCAACGAACGGACGGUCGCCUGGGUGUCCAACAUGCCUCAUCUCUCUGCUGACAUUGAGAGCCUGCGGCCGGACCGUGAGGGCCAGCUGAAAGAGUACUCCAAGAGCAUGGAUGAGUCACGACUAGAGAGGGUAAAAGAGUACGAAGAAGAGAUACAUUCCUUGAAGGAACGGCUAAAGAUGUCUCAUCGCAAGCUUGAAGAAUAUGAGCAGAGACUUAUGUCACAGGAACAGCAGACAAGCAAGAUCCUAAUGCAGUAUCAGAACCGCCUGGAAGACAGUGAGCGCCGUCUAAAGCAGCAGCAAAUGGAGAAGGACUCUCAAAUCAAAGGCAUCAUCACCAGACUCAUGGCUGUGGAAGAUGAGCUGAGAGGGGGUGCCAUUCCUGAUAUUAAGCCUCGAAUCCUCACAGACCAGUCUAUCUGCCAGGGCUAUGGUGGCCACCCAGGAUCCUGACUGUCAAUUCCAAAGUGACCAGAGUUCAUGAUGGUCACUCGAGUAUGAGAAGACUGAUUGAGAUCCUCCUACAAAAACCCAUGAAGAGAAGCUCACUGGAGGCUUCAUCUCACAGCGUUCUUAAAAAAAACUUUGCACAUAUUCAAACUUUGCCUGUACCAGAACUUGACAAUCAGUUUAGCUUGAGGACCAAUGUGUGCAGUGAAUCGUCUGCACAUUUUGACUGAAAUAUAAGCCAAUGCCAAAACAAUGGCAAUACUGAACCUAAUGAGUUUCUUUAUUUAAUCGGAGGAAGCGAAAAACACUGGGGAUGAAGAUGGAUUCAUGAUUUUCCCAGCUACAAGCAGCACACUCGCUUCUCACUUAAGUGGCUGCAGACAAAAUGUUGUAAAGGCUUUUAAAAGCACAAUAUUCCCUCAUGGUGACGCCUGUGAUAAAUAACAAGCAUGUUGUUAAAUCAUUUGCCCUCUAUAAUCCUCGGAUACAGGGCCCAAGCAAGACCUAUAUUACUAUUUGAUUCUGAUUAAAUCAUUUAGUAGCAUAUUCUCACUACAAAGGUAUUUUUGCUUACAAAGGUGGUUAUCAUUAUGAUUUUUGCAUUCUUUUGCAUAUUUUAUAGGACAACCAUCCCAUCUGAAUAGAUGCCAAACAAAUCCUACAAUCAACUAAUUGCUUUAAAUACAAUCUAAAUCUUCUCGUUGGUUACGUUUGCCUUUAGCACACAGUGUAAGAACAACAGUCUCUUGACUUGCAGUGUAUAGAAGAAGUAUUUCUUAAAGCAACUAAACCUUUUUAAUAAUGGAAAUACUUUACAAUAAUCUGAGGUUAUAAUGUGUUUUGUUCACUUUGUAAUAAUAAUAAUAUUAAUCAUAAUAAAGAAUAUAUAUGACAUUUAAAAACAGUGAUACAAAGUGCUUCAUAUAUAAUAUAGACAGAAAGGCCUGACAUGAAAGAAAAAUGUAAGAAAAUAUUGAAUUUAAAGGGGCACUCCACCAAUUCUAUGCAGUAUAGGAGUACUUCUCAGCCUAUGGAAACAGUUUUAUAAUGUCUUCUGUGGCUCUGGAGGAGCUUUGAGAAAAUAAUAUCUCAGCUUGGGCUUGGAGACUCCAACGCAAAGUCUGCGUUACAAACUGGGGGUGUGGAGUUUGACAGACAUGGGCAUUAACCAGGCAGUAGGGGCUGGCGAAAAGAUGCAAUUGGUUGCAUCAUGGGAAAUGUAGGAUCCAGUAUUUUGGAGUUUGACCCAUGCUAGGGACUAAGGCCCCAUUUACAUUUCGUAUUAGCAUGUGAUCUGUAUCUCAGGCCUUUGCAUUUACACCUGGUAUUAAUCUCUGGAACUCAAUAUGCUGAUUAGUUAGCCAUGGACGGGUGUCAUUCAUUUCUAAAUCACGUUUUGCAAGGGAAGAGUUGUUAGCUACUGCUACUACUUGAAAUUUUGGCAAGCAGCUUAAGCUAGCAGGGAGAGUCAGAGUUAGUUGAACUCUCAAUCUGCUCUUCAGAUUUUUUUCUUAACAAUAUGGUCAUACUGUACGGAUGUGAUUUACACCUGGUUGAGAUCCUUUCACAGUGCAUUCUGCGUGCAUUUAAACGUUGCAUUUACAUGUGUUUUUCCUUAUCCAGUUAGGACGUCCAGAUACAGAUUGCAGGUUAAUUCCAGGUGUAAAUGGGGUCUAAGAGUCUGGAUAUCUCGGCCUCAGCUGCUUCGAUUUUGACCGUACUUUUUAUAAAGGCCUCCAACUUAAUGGAAGUGCAAUACUAAAUCACUGGAGUGCCCCUCCCCCUUUUAGGGAAAACAAACUACAUCUAUUUAACAACACCGGUUAUGUGAUCAGAAAUUUCUGAAAGAUGAUACUGAUAGCAACAGCAGGACUCCAGCUCAUCUUUAGUCUACAAUUUCUAAUGAAUGCUUGUCUCAUGGACAGUUACAUCUGAGAGACAGUGUUGGUCUAAAGCCAACAGCCUCAAAAGUAAUGAAUCAACCUGAAAAAUCUAAAAAAUUAUGGUCUGCCAUUUUCAUGAUUUAUCUUUUUAGCCUUUUCAUGUUUUGUUGUACAGCACUUUGUAACAUUGGUUUGAAAAGUGCUGUAUAAAUACAUUUUAAUAAUUAUGAUUAUAAACAUUAUGUGCAACUGGAAACAAAUCAUAUUAUAGCAAGUAGUGAAUUACUCAUCUGUUGUGUUGAAUGUUUCUGAAGCAUAGAUGUGCAACAGUUCUGCAUGUGCUUUUUAAAUGCGAGGACGAGCAAGUCAAUUUGUUGUCAGAUAUUCUAAUGUACAAAAAAAAAAACGUGGACAUGGCUUUCUCAUUGGAAGGCAUCUUUUUUUAUCCAACCUGCUGAUUCUUCUGUUUUUUGCAGAAGAGAGUGGCAUUCAGCCUUUUGCAUUAUACAACAUGGAAAUACUGAGAGAAAUGAACAGAAAUCGCAGACUAACAAAACGAGGAGAGACAGUGAAAACAACAGAACAAUAAAGAGUUUCCAAGCAGGGAUAUGUAGUAUAUGUGCAUAGGAUCUGACUGCCUUACAGUCUGUGCCACAGGGCCCAAAAUAACAAUGCCAAUACAAAAAAACUUGUAAACUUUGUAUAUUAAAUGUCCUUUUUUUUGUAGUCAGGUGAUGAAUUAAUAAGCAGUGUGUUGGUUAACUCUGUAUGUUAGUCAGAAUCAUUUAUAUUACAAAUUUCAUGGUUGAUAUAAUUUAUCUUAACCUCUUGCCUUUAAAAGGACAUUUUCUUUUCAAGAUAAAUAUCAAUGAUACAAAGUUAUAUGUUUAUGUUACCAGAAAUGUAUAAAAUAGCUUAAUGUAUAUCUAUUCUUAUAUGUAAAAUGUAUUCAAAUCAAGGGUAGGCCUUCAGGCAUGUUGAACUUGUGGUAAAAACUGAUUCUUAUAUUAUUAACUCUUAAUGCUGCAAUCCAGAAACUACAGUGCUAUGGUGUGACUGCGUUCAUGGGAUGAGAGCUGAAUAAUUUCCCAGCAUAGCACAUUUCUGUUCUGUUGUGGAAUAAUAAGACAAAUUCUUAAAAUAUCUCGCCUAUGUUUGUGUAACCAAAAUAGCAGUGGUGCUUUCAACAAUACUGGAUUGCAGUUUUAACUAAUCUUCUUUUGAAAUAUGCGUUUAUUUAUUUGGCCUGCAUUGCAAUUCAGUAUUAUGAAAUGUUAAUACUGCACUUCUGUUUUCAGUUUAUGAGAAGCUGCAAUCCAUAAUCUGAAAAAAAUGUUUAUAAAGACAUAAAAAUAUAUGAUGCCCAUGUAUUCUUGAAACACUCUCUGUAUUAGCUGCAGUGGUACAUACAGUGUGCUACCUCUGAAAUCAUGCCCUCAUCUCCCUUCUCUGUUGGAAUUAAGGAUCCUUAUUCUGCUUUAUACCACAACCUGACAGGAUACUUUAUUCCAUGUGGCUAGAAAACCUCCAUUUAUUUAAGACACAAUGCUAACAAAAUGUUAUAAUUUUCUCUCUAACCAAAUGCGAAGUCAGGCUUAAUUUUUGGUUGCUUGUUUAUUGCUGUUUUAGGAUUUCCUAUAUACACACACCUUUCACCAUCACAGGGUUUACUAUUGAAUUUAAGUGCCGUUACCAUUACAUUUAUACAAAUCUCCUUUUAAUCACAGGAUGAGAUUGAUCGUGUUCCAGGUAUCUGUCAGACUCUCAGGUGUUACAAGCAACACAGAGAUGCUAGCAAGAACUUUUGAUAUCAUCAAAUGCACAAAAAUAUUGAAACACAAUCUUUGGCAAGUGACAAUUGAAGCUAAAUACAACUCAAAAAGCACAUGAAAUGAGGGGUCUGUGCUGAGGCGACUACUCUGCUUUUAUUUUGGUUGGUUCCUGGCCCUCAUCUCAUCCAUAUAAAUAGUUUAAUUUACACCUUCUCUUUUUGUAUUAUAUGUUACAUAACAGGGAACAAGAGUUGCGUUUCUUGGUCCAAAUGAAAAACGUGAUGGAUGCCCUAGUGUAAUAAAACUUGGUGAGGAAUAUUAUUGAAGUUACUGUUGAAGAAGUGCUUUAUGUUUACAGAAUCACGACAUUUUAAAAGAUGUAUGAACCUUUGUUGACCUAAGGGAGAAUAACUGCCGCUAAUAAAUGAAAUGAGAUAUCUUGUAUAUUUUGAAUAAGGGUAUUUAACAUCUAACAACAUAUUUAUGUUUCUAAAAUGGAUGUAUAGCAUUUUGGAAUGAAACAAAGUAUUUUUCUUGGCAGCUAUCAUUCUGCACAAUUGAUCUACUGUGUCACAAAUAUAUAGUUGGUGGGAUUUCUGACUUGAAUUGGGCCUACUGGAUGUAAUACCUUAAUUUACUUGACAUUUCUUUUUAAAUAAGCCAUGCCCCAUGGAUAAGCCAUACCCUCCAGUCCCCUGAUGUUGUAUGGUGGAUGUUUAAUGUUGGUAGUUUUAUUUAUAAUGGUAGUUAUUGUAGGUAUGAUUGCGCUUGUAAUUAUUAUUAUUAUUAGUGUAAGUAUACUUGAUUGAUAUGAUUUGUUUUGUUUGAACAAAGGGAAUGUAUUCAUUUUUCAGGUGAUUUUUCCGAGUGAUUUAAAUAAACUAAUAAAUCCCUAA